Messenger RNA from Dioscorea cayenensis subsp. rotundata (Guinea yam), 1014 nucleotides. RefSeq names its product pectinesterase 2-like. The record is from RefSeq and is a predicted model, not a curated record. The coding region runs from base 1 to 1014 and encodes 337 amino acids. Gene Ontology annotation, molecular function: pectinesterase inhibitor activity; pectinesterase activity. The transcript is spliced from 2 exons. NCBI's taxonomy places the organism in Eukaryota, Viridiplantae, Streptophyta, Magnoliopsida, Dioscoreales, Dioscoreaceae. Gene Ontology annotation, biological process: cell wall modification.
AUGCCUGUCAUGCCACCUUGGACUAGAGUCGCCAACCGGAGACUACUCCAGUUAUCAACCAAAGCUAAUAUUGUUGUAGCUAAGGAUGGCUCUGGAAAUUUUACCACCAUUAAAGAUGCUCUCAACUCCCUUGCAAGUUCGUCUCAGAGGAUCAGCAAUGGCCGGUUUGUCAUUUACGUGAAGAGAGGAGUGUAUGCUGAGAACGUCCAGAUUGAUAGCAGCUUAGAUAACCUCACUUUUGUUGGUGAUGGCAUGGGCCAGACAGUCAUCACGUCCGGCAGAAGUGUCUCCGGCGGUUACACCACCUUCAGCUCCGCCACUUUCAAUGUAUUUGGAGAUGAAUUCAUAGCGAGUGGGAUAACGUUCAGGAACACAUUCGGGCCCGGAUCACAAGCAGUGGCCAUGCUCUCCGGGUCAGAUCGAUCAGUGUUCUAUCGUUGUAGCUUUGAAGGGUACCAAGAUACUUUAUUUGUAUACUCACAAAGACAGUUCUACAGAGAGUGCAUUAUAUAUGGAACCAUAGAUUUCAUCUUCGGCAACGCGGCCGUCGUGUUCCAACGCUGCAACAUAUUUGCACGCAUGCCCCGGCACGGCGAGGCCAACGUCAUCACCGCCCAAGGCCGGCUAGACCCAAAUCAGAACACAGGGAUUGUUAUUCAUUCUUGCAACAUUAGAGGAACUUCAGAGCUUUGGAGAGCUCGUAAGACAGUGAAGUCCUAUCUUGGAAGGCCAUGGAUGAAGUACUCAAGGACUGUGUACCUUAAAAAUUAUAUGGAGAGUAUCAUUAAUCCUUCAGGAUGGUUGCAAUUCAUUGGGAACAAUUAUUUGGACACGUUGUAUUAUGUGGAGUAUAAGAAUACUGGAGCUGGGUCUAGAUUGUCACAGAGAGUGAAGUGGCCGGGGUUUCACAUAGCUGUGCUGCCGUCGCAGGUGGCACAGUUCACUGUUACCAACUUCAUCUCCGGCGGGCCUUGGAUUACGUCUGCCGGAGUGCCGUUUAUCUCAGGUCUUUAA